AACGAUGCUCUGUUUUGGUACAAUCUGCUCAAGACAGGAGACGGUGACACAAGGACUCGCCAUGCUGCAUGUCCAGUGCUGCUUGGAGUGAAAUGGGUCACGAAUAAGUGGGUGCACGAAAGAGGGAACGAAUUCCGUCGUCCUUGCGGCUUAAAGAUGUCAGAUGGUGAACGGUUCAUCGGUGAUCUUGGCUUUGGACCAGAGCCGAGAAAUGCUCCAAAUCUGAGCCCAGAUUUGUCCAAAGACAUUUUCAGCACCAUAUAA
Molecule: messenger RNA, 264 nt
Organism: Ostertagia ostertagi
Lineage: Eukaryota; Metazoa; Nematoda; Chromadorea; Rhabditida; Trichostrongylidae
Source: the annotation of a GenBank genome assembly